CGCAGGGCGACGAGGUGUGCACCAUCCUGAGGGAGUGCACCGACACUUCGGAUUUUUCGAAGCUGGCUGAGGCAAGUCGCAACCCUUUGCGCGUCCUCGGGAUGCUGUCCCAGUCCUCCCAAUCGGGGGACGUUGCGGGCGUCACCAGACUCGAGUCGGACUCCAUCCUCGCAGACUGGUAAGAUGACGAGCAGCGCGCCGCUGUCGCAACAGCCAGAACCAACGGCACAUCUCAAGUUUCCCUUUGUGUGUUGUGCUGCGCCUGUCUGUGUGUGGUGUGAACUUCUUCCUCUCAGGAACUAUGCAGCCCACCGCGAGGCCGAGCUGACCCGCCGUGAGAGCGACGCUAAGCGAUGGGAGUCGGAGGGCGACCUCUUCCAAGUCAGCUUCACCAACGGCGCCCCGGCGGACGGCGGCAAGACCGCCGCACAGGCCACCGCAGACAAGAAGAAGAUCAAGAAGCAGUAUGCCAAGCGCCGCGGUCUACUCAAGCUCUCAUUUCCGAAGCUCGGCAAAGGGUCCAGGACACCGCCCCAGUCGAUGGAGGCGCCCCGCGUCGACACCGAGGCGGACCUCAACGCGGCUCUGAUCAAGCUGGAGGCCAAGAUGCGCGAGGGCGAGGAGCUCUCGCGUGUGGUGGUUCACAGCGGCUCCCACCCGCCGCCCCGCCCUCCGGGCCGGCCCAAGAAGGGCGGCCUCAAGGCCAUGGCAUCCUGGGCCACCGGCCUGGGGAGCUUCAAGCCCAAACCCAAGAAGAAGUCGGGUGCGAUGCUGCGGAGCGAGAUGAUGCGCAUCGCCAUGGAGGGCAUCCCCGACAAUGCCCCCAAGGGCAACGGCAUUCUGCCGCGGCGGAACCGCAAGACCUUCAGCGAGGUGUCCGGAUGGUCGCAGGUGGACCCUCAGGACCUCGAGGGACGCAUCAAGCAGGCCCACAAACAGGCCGAGGACAUCGUCGCUCGUGCGCGUGAGCGGGCCAAGCAGCUGAUGGCAGCGGCCAAGGAGGAGGCAGCAGCCGAGGCGCAUGAGAUGAAGUGAGGGAGGGAGGGCGUGGGGGAAUGAGAGGAAUUUGCAGGACAGGACACUCACGGUACGGUGUCUUAUGUGGAUGAUGUGUGUGUGGUUGUCCGUUCAGGCUAUCCCUUGAGAAGGACCUUGACCGUGAGAAAAGCGAGGUGCGGUGCGCCAAACAACACACCACCACACGCUCACAUCCCCGCUCACAUCCUAACAUACUGUGUCACUCAUGUCAUGAUGGUUGGUCGUCAGCUGUCUGCGCGUGAGUCGGCCGACACCGAGGACACCAUUCCCACUGCUGAGGGCGAGACGCCCGCCGGGCUGCAGGAGCGGGUCGACGAGAUAUUCGAGGCCCUCAGACAACGGGACGCCGUCAAGGACGGAUGCAAACUCUGCACACGUGAGGCAGGCAGCUGACACACACACACACCCGCACACACACGCUGCUUUUGUUGGUGUCGCGACUUCAUUGUGCUGUGGUGUUUGUCUGUUGGUCCUGUGUUUAGGUCACGUGUUGGCAGUGGAUAUGUGUCUGAGCCAGGAGGCCACGAGCACACUCAUCCGCGAGCGGCUCGCCAGGGAGAGCGCGGCGCCCAAAGUCAGCGUCGCCACCCAAACUGGCGAACGGUCGGGACUUUUCUUGUGAUGAAUGAGCAGUGUGGCCACCGUGGCGUCUCAUGUCGUGUGUACUGCUAUCCUUUUUGCGCUGCCGUGUUUUUGGCCGGCACCAGCACAUAGGGGGCGGGGCGUGUGUGGAUGGGAUGCGGCGGGUUGGCUGUGGUGUGUGUGUAUGCGUGAGCCGUUUUUGGCUCACUGGCAGCUGUUUUCCCUGUCAGCCUCAGGUGUGCCUGCCUGUCUGUCUGUCUGUCUGUAUGUGUAUCGCUUAUGCAUCACUGGCUAAAUGGCUUUAUGCUAUGCGUGUCUCCUGUGAAGUGAGUCUCUGUGGGGGGUGGUGCCUUCCUUCGCCGUUUCGCUUGUUCGUCGCGGAUGCCUCAGCGGCUGCGCACCGUCGCGCACCCGCUAGUGCAUCCGUCGGGUGCAGGAGGAACGAAGGGCGGCACCAACACCCACGGCAGACAUCAGUGUUGGACCAUUCCUUGAUUGGCUUCUCUCUGGCUGGAUAAAUCAGCUUCUUCCUGUGGUAUGGCAGUGGCUCGUAUGACAGCUGUGGCACACCGCCGUGCCCUCGUCUGUGCGAGGCCAAGCGGGCUGCCGCAUCACACAUAUACCACCUCAGUAGCACACUCACGCGCCAUCUUCGCAUUCAUAUGGCUUUCUGUUUUGUCUCUGAGCGGUGUGAUGUGAUGUCUUGGUGUGUGCAUCAGUCAUUUGCGCCCCGUCGCGAGCUCUUCAGCGAGAUCGAUUGAGGAGCGCAUCCGCCUCUCUGUCCUUCUCGCAAAGAGCUUGCUGACGCGGAGCGAAUGCCGAUGCACCGAGGCAUUAGGAUGGCGAAAUGUUUGUCAAAUUAAUGAUAACGGCGCCGCCUGCCUUUCUGCAUGGCGCGUGCAGAUGAGUGUGAGCGAUGGCGAUGGUUGGUUGGUUGGUACCUGCAACAUUCAUUCAUUGUCAUAUAUGCGCAUGGCCGACGGACUUUUGUGCCGGUUGGUUCCUGUUUUGUGCUGUGCGUGCGUGUUGUGUCCCCUUGCCUAGUUGUAUGUGCGUGUCCGUGGGCCACAUGUGCAUGGACCUAAUUCCACUCUGGGUGUGCGUGUGUGUUCGUGUGAGUGGCGAUGGAUGACACCAUACCAUGACAGAGACACCAUGCAGUCGAAUUGACUGAAUGACGGAUGAUGCGAGAG
Messenger RNA from Vitrella brassicaformis, 2813 nucleotides. The record is from the annotation of a GenBank genome assembly. Lineage: Eukaryota; Vitrellaceae.